AAUGGCCACAGUUUCCUUAGGGUUUCUCUCCCCCGGCCGAGACAGACAAGUACUCUCACCACACACACACACGCCCCCCACGAAAUUCCCAAAACCACCGGAGGCACAUAAAUUUCCGAGGGAGGAAAAAUCCCGUCCGAAAUCCGGCGCUCCAAAUCCCUCCCCAAGGCGCUCCCCCUGUGCCCGUUCCCGAAUCCAGCAAAUCCCUGCUGAAAUUCCCCAAUCCUCCGCGUUCGCCGCCGCCGCCGCCGCCUUCUCCACUCCCGGCUGCAAUCCCCCGCCUCGCGUCGCCGCCGCCGCCGCCGCCGCGGAUUUCCCCGAGGAUUUCCUCUCUCUCUCUCUCUGUGGUACUGCAGCCACAAAUUGUUGCGACUCGUCAUCGGGGACCUCCUCGCGCCGGCAAGGCCAGGCCUUCGUCCGCCGGAGUCCCCUCUCGUCGAGAGGCGUUGGGCUGCGCCUUCCACCCUCGCCGCCUGCUGGUACUGGAGUGGCGUGGGAGAGGAGAUCCACCCGGGCGUGGAUCGAUAUUUCUCGCGUUGUUGAGUAACCCUAGCUUGCGCGGACGGAUUCUUCUAGGAGUUGGUUAUGUUACCGGGGGUGUGCGGAUUUGUUUGCGACGUGAUACCCUACUAAUCCAAAUAUCCAAUCUAAUCCCUCCUUGGUUUGAUUAGAUUCUUCUUCUUCAGCGGGGAGGGUCAAUCCACGCAAGGUGCAGAGCAGUUCAUUUCCCAAAAAAUUCGGGGGUUCAACUGAACCCUCAUGCCCCACGUUAAGUCCGCCCCUGGUGGUGGUGGACUGGAUUGGUGGUGGACGCUGCUGAUUCUGACACGGGUAUGGAGCGAGGUGAGCCCUCGUUGAAGCCGGAAUGGCUGCUGCGGGUGCCCAGUACAAUAGCUGCCACAGCUCCCCGGCCUGCGACUUCAUCCCGCGUGGAUGAUCAAGGCAGGGGUUCUUCAUCAAGAAACCGAUCAUCUGGGAGUGACCGCGAUCGGAGCUCCCAACAGUCCUCGUCACGGAGGGGUUCAGGCUCAAGUGGGUCAAGGCGGAGUGAUCGGGAUGGUAUAGGGAAGUCAAGAGGUUACGCCAGUUUUGGAAGGAACAACAGGGAAAGAGGCCAAGAAAAGGAUCCAGAUUUUCGUGAUGGGGAGAGUAGGUUGGUUCAGCCAGAGGAUCCCCUACGAGAUGGCUUUGAGUCAUUUAGCUCAUGCAGACCUGAAAAGGACAGGCUUAAUCGUACUCGUUCGAAGGCGGCCAUAUCAAAUCGGGCAGUAGGAGUAAGUUUAGACAACGGCAAUAUAUCUAAAAAGGAUACUGGUGGCAUCUCCUUUGAACGGGAAUUCCCGCACCUUGGCUCUGAGGACAAAAAUGGAAAGCAAGACAUAGGAAGAGUUCCAUCUCCUGGAAUUAGCACCCCAAUUCAGAGCAUACCAUUGGUCAAUGCGCCUGAUUGCUGGAAUUCAGUGCUAGUAGAAGUUCCUAUACUUGGUGAUCCAAACAUUAACCUUGUAUCCUCAUCUUUAUCACCCGCUGGUUCAAGUAAACAGACUGAAGUGUCUAACUCUGGGAGUGCAUUAAGCAUGUCUGAAACAGUGAUGCAAUCGCCAUUAAAGAUUUCUACUGCACCGCAGUUAUCAAUUGAUGCUCAGAAGAUUGAAGAAAGAACUAUGAGGCAGUGCAUUCUAAGACCUCUGACACCUUCAUCAAACAAAGUUUCCGUAUCAAGUUCAUUCGACAAGUUGAAACCCAAAGGUGCAAGAGCUGGAGAGUCUAAUGGUCCUAUUAAGGUAGCACCACAAUUGUCAAUACAGCCUUCUAGCAGCUCUGUCCGUACUCCAAUCAAAACUGACCUUGUAAAGCCAUCUCAAUCUGGAAGCCUUCAAGUCCUUAGCCGAGAGCAGAAUGGUACUGUAAAUACUGCCAAAGACUGCACUAGCAAUCCUGUGAGCCCUGUUUUAGGUCGAUCUUCUUCAAUGGAACCUAUGAGAAAGCCUGUUGUCAACCAAAAGCCAAAGGUUGUCAGUAAUGGUCUUCCUUUGCAUCUGGUACAAGGUUCAUUUGGUGAGAGAAAAGCAAGUGCAAAGGACAAGCUUAAAUUCUUUGAGUUGUUGCGGAGCAAGUCUGUAAAUGGUUCAAGCACUGCUAUCGAGUCUCCAUCUAGCUUGAUUGAUGAGCAGCAGAACUCUUGUCUUGAUUUGUCUUUGUUUAAUUCUGGAUUCAAGUGUAUUGAAAACGGGAGUAGUUCCUGUGAGGAAGCAAAUUCCCGCGAGGGAUCUCAGCAACACUUAUCUGACAAUGAGGAAACCAUUCCUCCUUCAGAAUCUCGUGAUGUUUUAAAUGUGGGAUCUCUGGGGAUUCUAGUUGAUAACAGGGAUGCCCACUCUUCGUCAGUACUCGCUGACACAGAAGAUGUAGCUUCCAAGGAGCCACAGGCAGACAAGGCUGAAGAUUUUCUGUCCAUCAUACCUGCGCAUAUAAAUGAUGGUUCUGCGAUGUCCAACUCUGUCGAGAAUGAAGCCAAUUUGCCACUUGAUCCCAUUGGAGCAGAGGGGGAGGAAGCCUAUCCUGCUCAGGAGUUUCGACACAUUGGAUCAGGGGAGGAGGAACCCUAUCCUGCUCAAGAGUUCGAUCCCAUUGGAGCAGAGGAGGAAUUCUAUUUUGCUCAGGACAAGCCAAGUCCAGAAGAGUUGGCUUUCCUGCGAUCUCUUGGCUGGGAUGAGAACGAAGAAGUUCCACCUCUUCAACAGGAAGAGAUUGCUGAUUGUGUAAGGCAGAAUGUGAGGCUGCAGCAGAAGCUUCAGGAAUGCAGAGGCUAAUUGCUGAAUUGGUGCUUUAUGGAGCAACGUUAUUGUGUCUGUCACCAUGCUGAAAACAUGUGGACGUGAAGCUGUUGCAUGAAGAGUUUUGGUAGCCACCUCAGUCAACCGACAUGGAAUGAUUGUCUAGCUUAGCAAAUCGAGAGUUUUUUUCUUAAUGUUUGUUCAGCAUUGUGGGGGGAGGUUUCAUGAGUAGAGCUGAUAUUUUCCCCUGCUGAAAAGAGGUUUUAAGGUUUUUCUUCCUCAUUUUCCCAGAAGGAAUACCAAACGAAAGUAUGUCUGGUGUUGGAGGCACAUAGGGGUGCGUUGCUCGGGAAGAAUAGGUUGUCUUUUUUUUUUUUUUUUUUUACUUUUCAUGGCUUAUCCUUUUUCAGAAAAAAAGAAGGGAAAAAAGAAUGCUCGAUCUUAACAUGAAAAGGUGCACAGGUUUACCUUGAUCUUGAA
This is a messenger RNA of Phragmites australis (common reed), 3257 nucleotides long. RefSeq lists its product as uncharacterized. The transcript has 5 exons. Bases 834 to 2813 code for a protein of 659 amino acids. The record is from RefSeq and is a predicted model, not a curated record. Lineage: Eukaryota; Viridiplantae; Streptophyta; Magnoliopsida; Poales; Poaceae.